UCUAUGUUGCAGAAGAAAAAACAGGGGCUUCUGUUGACAAGCAUGAGCUCAAACACACUUUCUGCAGUGUUGAAGAAGCUCAUUCAGCGCCUGUGUCUGGAGGAUUUCCCCUGCGGAUACGGCAGCUGGAGAACAACCAAUUCAAAGGGAGCAGAAACAGAGGAGACGGACGCCCUCCUCGACAUGCUGAGCUGCAGUCACUCUCCAUGGCGGGUCGAUGCUUCAUGGAGCCCCCAGGCUUCAGCUCUGAGACGGAUGGCUGUGCUCACACCCGAACGCCUGAGUACUGACUUUGUCUACAGAUACUUUAGCACACUUCGCGUCGUGGACAAGGAGGUGUCAGUUAUUGACGACGGCCUGUUGAGGUUCUCAAAGCUGGAGGAACUGGUGCUGAGUGCCAACAGAAUCUCCCAGAUCCCUGCAGAAAACCUUCCCAGCACUUUGAAGAUUUUGGAGCUUUGUGCCAACGAGGUGUCUGCUCUGGACGGUCUCACCAGGCGCCCGCCUCCUCGCCUGCAGUACCUCGGCCUCGGCUCAAACAGACUGGGCUCCCAUGACGACGCUUCUCAUCUUACAGGAAGGCACUGGCCUCAGCUGGUGUGUCUGGACCUGAGCGACUGCGAGUUUCAGGACCAGCGGGCCCUCCUGAGCGCUCUGAGCACGCUGCCCUGCCUCAGGACGUUGGUGCUGCAGGGUAACCCCUUCACUCUGGCGUCCUGCUACCCCGGCCUCACCGUGGACAGUCUGCCACAGCUCUCCUGCCUGGACGCCGUGUGGAUCUCCUCGGAGGAGAGACGUGGUCACAGGGGCCUGACUGACGUGAGAGAUCUGAAAGUGGAGCGGGCAUCAGCCACAGUGAGCGUGGGCAGGAUGAGGGGAAUCCCAGAUCCCAUGAUGGGUGUGGAUGAAAACACUCCUGAGUUCCCCGUCAUCACCUACAGAUAUCACAUUUCAUACGACUCCUUCAGUCCACAAGCUCCUGUUACACCGACGUCGGACAGUGAGCCUAAAUUUGUGACAGAAAACAUCUCCAGUGAUGCCGACCUGCCGUCAAACAAAAACUGUGCAAAAGAUAAAGAAUCGUCCACACAGAUGGAUGCAGACGACCCGAUGGUGCACACUCAUGGUACCAGUAACACCCUCACCUUCUCCAAACACCUGAUUUCCUCUCUCGCAGCGUCGAGGCGCAGCACGUCAAAGCUGCCGUGGGCCGAGUGCGUGGACUUCAGCGACACACAAACACACGCUGUCCGUGAUCUGAGCGGGUUUAAGAGAUUCCUCAAACAAGGACUUCAUCUUAGGAUAGAGGAAGAGAAGGUCCUCUCAUGGCCCUCACCUUCAGAGGACGUCACUGCAGCCAAACCAAACCCAGCAGUUAAAGAGAAGAAAGGCGGGAAAGGAAAAGAAACCCCGAACAAAGCUGGUUCAAACAAAGACAAGAGUAAAGACAAAAAGAAGAAGUCAGCACAGGAGCUGAUUCACAACGCCCCCGUCACAAGAGUCCUGGCGUCCGUCCACGUCCCCCUGCUGAACCUGCUCAAAACAGGUCAAACGAUCGACGUCCUCUGUGAGUUUGGCGUUCUGCAUGCGGAGUCCGAGUCGGGAGCUGCGCUGACAUAUAAGAAGAUCCAAAACGCCCUAAAAUAA
This is a messenger RNA of Labrus mixtus (cuckoo wrasse), 1647 nucleotides long. Its product is annotated as leucine-rich repeat-containing protein 43-like. The transcript is spliced from 11 exons. Bases 4 to 1647 code for a protein of 547 amino acids. Gene Ontology annotation, molecular function: protein binding. NCBI's taxonomy places the organism in Eukaryota, Metazoa, Chordata, Actinopteri, Labriformes, Labridae. The record is from RefSeq and is a predicted model, not a curated record.